AUGUCAUCGUUCGUUAUUGGUCUGGAUAUCGGCGGUACUCAUAUAACUGCAACUCUUGUGCGUAUUGAACAAGUCUUAGGAAAUCGAACUGCAACAAUCGAACGCGAUGUUUUCUACACACGUUCUAUCGAGAAUACAAAAGAGAAAGAUCCUCGUUCGAUUAUUUCCACCUGGGUUGAAUGUAUCGGACAUCUUAUUCAUGAUCUCGUCAAAAAUUAUCAGGAGAAUGAAGCAAUUAUCGGCAUCGCAUGUGGAAUUCCUGGUCCGAUGGAUUACGAACGUGGUGUAAGCUACAUUCAGUCAACUCAACUGAACAAAUGCGAAAAAUUUUUCGGUCUUAACCUACAAUUUUCAUUGCAAGAUGCUCUACGCGAUUUAAUUUCGCGUUGGAAACAUGUCUACAAUCCGAAAUACUUUACACCACCCACAUCACCGCGCACAAGCUUAUUUGAUCGAGAAAAGCAAGUCGCAUUGGAAAAAUCGUUACAUAUGAAACGAGCGAAUGAAAUUAACUCGACUAUGAAUCAAGCAUCGUUUCAUUACAAAGAUUUACAAUUAAAAAAUCAGGAGAAUGAACCGGCAACGAAGGAUAUUACCAGUUAUUGUGGUUUACAAGAUACCGACACUGAAGAUGCUCAAACGGAAACUUCAUUUUCUGAUAAAGACAUUGAUUUAUCGAUGAAUUUACUAAUCGAUGAAAGUCUUACACCUAAGAUCUGGACAAUGAUGAAGCAAUUAGCAGAGAUUCCAAUUACAUUUUAUAAUGACGCAACGUGCUUUGCAGUAGGCGAAGCGCAUAGAACUCCAAAUCGAGAUUAUCGACGAAUUCUUGCUUUGACUCUUGGUACAGGUUUUGGUUCGACAUUCAUUGAUAGAAAUGAAAUUAUUCUCAAUCGAAACGAUGUUCCACCUGGUGGAAUGCUUUGGAAUUAUCCUUAUGAUCAACAAUCCAUUGCAGAUGAGUGGUUUUCUACGCGUGGAUUGAUCAAUAUUUAUAAACAAAUCCUUCGCGAAGAAGCAGAUGAGGUCGGUGAUCAAUUAACAAACGCAGUCGAUGCUCGAAUUCUUGCUGAACGAGCUUCAAAUGGCAAUGCAAAGGCAAAGAAAGCUUUCGUAAAAUUUGCUGAACUACUAGGUAAUUUUCUAAUUCCGCAUCUCACAAAAUUCCAAGCAAAUAUUCUCAUUAUCGGCGGUGGAAUUGCACAUGCCUAUUAUUUAAUCGAAGAACAACUAACAAAGACUAUCGGAGAAACGUUAUCCAUUCCGAUCUAUUUUAGCCUUUCGCAUGAAAAAUCUAUAUGUCUUGGCGCUGUGUAUCAACAAAUGCCAAGCCUAUUCACAACCAAGCCGAAAAUCGUUCGACAAACGCCCCAAAAUCUCCUUCCAGUCAUAAAAACACUCGACACGCAUUCCUACGAUAUAUAUCCAUGUCACGAAAUUCCUAUUGGCUAUAUCGGCAUCGGUCACAAACAACUCUAUGAGAAAUUACUUCGAUUAAUCGAGGAGAAUCAAAUUUUAUUAAUCGAUGGCUUCGUUGGAACGCACUUUGAUGAAUUUGCCUGUGAAUUAAACAAAUCUUAUCAUCAACAAGCGAAGAAACUCAAUCGACCGUCUUUAGUAUUCUAUGACUCGCGAGCAUUUCUACAAGUCGAUUCCGACGAGAAACGAAAUUCCUAUUUGAAAUCUUCAAAAUCAAUCUUUGGCAAAUUAGCAACCGAUUUAAAAUUUAAAGACGAUUUUAUCGAUGAAAGCAAACUAGUCUAUCUCCGAAACAAUCUUUCGUAUCCAUGUGUCAUCAUUGGACCUGGCGCUUCAUUCGUUCAUGACUCGGCUCCAUUAAUCUACAUCGAUCUACCUAAGAACGAACUCUACUAUCGUGUUGCUGCCCAGACAGCCUGCUCGUAUCUAAAACCACAAAAACGCGACAUUCAGCCGAUCAACUCCAUUGACACAGAUGAUUAUGAAUUAACUCCAGGCAUGUACGAGCAAAAAUGCUUAUAUUUCCUCGAUUAUCCAGUCUUCAACGCAUUAAAGCAGGAGCUUCUUCCUCGAAUGUCGUUUUUUGUCGAUGGUCAACGACCGAAUUGUCCCACAUGGCUUGAUGGCGAAACCUUUCGUCAAGCACUUGCACAUCUCGCCAAUGUUCCCGUUCGUGUUCGCCCAUGGUUUGAACCUGGCCCAUGGGGUGGCCAAUGGCUGAAAUCUGUUUGCACAAAUAUUUCCCAAUAUCCCAAGAACUACGCCUGGUCGUUCGAAAUGAUUACACCGGAGAACGGCAUUAUUCUUUCUGAUAGUAAUCUUCACUUAGCUGAAUUUUCUUGGGAUUUGUUCUAUGGUUCACAAUCGAAUCGCGUUCUCGGUAACGAUACACACUGCCGAUUAUUUAAUGGAAUCAAUGAUUUUCCUAUUCGAUUUGACUUUCUCGAUACGAUCGAUGGAGGAAAUCUAUCUAUUCAAUGUCAUCCAAAUUUACAAUAUAUGCGAAGCAACUUCAGAGAAAGAAUCACUCAAGAUGAAACGUAUUACAUUCUAGAAACGAAACAACAUUGGAAAAACGAUGAACAAUCUUCAGCUUGUGUUUAUCUCGGAUUCCAAGAAAACGUUGAUUCGGAAGAGUUCCAUCAAGCGUUACUUCACAGUCGUCGCCAUGCACAAGAAUUAAACGUUGAGAAGUAUAUUCAAUGUUUACCUUCGAAAAUUCACGACUUUUUUCUUAUCCCCAACGAGACAAUUCACGCAUCAGGUCGAAAUCAAGUUGUACUGGAAAUCUCUGCUACGCCGUAUACUUAUACAUUCAAACUAUACGAUUGGUUAAGAUUAGGUUUAGACGGACGUCUUCGACCGUUGAAUAUAGAGCAUGGAAUGAAGAAUUUAAAGUUUGAUCGACGUGGCGAACAACUUCAAUGUCAACCAAAGUUACUAAAGACCGAAAUCGGUCAAUACCAAGAAGAACAUUUGCCAACGCACGAAUUGCAUUUUUAUGAUGUUUAUCGAUUGAGAAUCGAACCGAAUGAGUCGAUUCACGUUGUCCGAUCAACAGAAAAUCGGUUUCACUUAUGUAUGUUAGUUGAAGGCGAUGCGAUCGAAAUUGAAUUCGACUCGAUCGACCAUCAACAACAUAAAGAAGUUCGACAGUACAACUAUAUUGAAACAUUUCUCAUUCCUGCAUCAAUUCAAGAGUAUCGCCUUCGGCCGAUUAUCAAACAAGGACAAGCUCGACAAUUUGUGCUGAUUACCGCGUUUCUCAAAUGGGAUUGUGAAAAACUACUUGAAUGA
Adineta ricciae is the source of this 3276-nucleotide messenger RNA. The record is from the annotation of a GenBank genome assembly. Lineage: Eukaryota; Metazoa; Rotifera; Eurotatoria; Adinetida; Adinetidae.